Physcomitrium patens is the source of this 3471-nucleotide messenger RNA. Its product is annotated as pre-mRNA-processing protein 40C. Gene Ontology annotation, cellular component: nucleus. Gene Ontology annotation, molecular function: transcription coregulator activity; RNA polymerase binding. Lineage: Eukaryota; Viridiplantae; Streptophyta; Bryopsida; Funariales; Funariaceae. The record is from RefSeq and is a predicted model, not a curated record.
UGUAAGAGAUUUCCUGAUUGGAACACACCCGGGUGGUAGUUCCCUGCUCGGGUGGAAGGGAGUCUGAGGAUGUUUUCUAAUGGGACUGGUUGCGACAAUUGCCGAACAGCUGAAUCGCUUCCGAGCGCGGUACAAUCGUCGUGUAGCCUCUUCGAUCCGAGGUGGGAUUGCAUCACCCCGCCGUUCUCCGUCUCGCACACUUGAUCUGCAUUUUUAAUUCCUGUUCAAUUGCGCUUUUCGGUUGCGAAAUUGGACGUUUCUUGGCUGGACUCCCCAGGGUUGGAGGUGGUUUAGAAUAUUGCUGUGAGUGACAUUUCCUGAGGAGGCUGAGAAGCUGAGGAAUUGUGCGCAACAUUGGCAAUCUGGAUUGAUGGUUUAGGGGACGAUAUGGACAUCCCCGCGUGACUGGCUUCUGCAACGCAGACCACAGCUACACCCAUGGCUGCCACACAAGGUUACUGGGAAGUUUGGAAUACAGCUGCUAGUCAUCGUCAAGGGCCACCGCAACGUCCUCCUUUUGGGCCUCCCACGCAUGUCGCUGCACAACGAAAUACUUUUAAUCUAAAUCCUAACGCUAGUAACUCAGCUGCUCGACCUAUAUUUGCCCCUCCCACGACACCUGGUGCUCAGUAUGGUGCCCAUUCUUCCCAAUUGCAACCAAAUCAUGGCAUGCUUCUGAGUUCCAAUCUAGCUAGGCCUAAUUCAAACGAAGAUUCAAAUGCAGGGAUGUUGCCAUCUACUCCAGUUUCUUCUGGAUUACACCAGGGUAUUCCAAAUAAUAUUGUCUCAUCUCAGCAGCCCCCUCAGCAGCCAUCCUAUCAUGGAUACUCAUCCAAUAUUGGGAUGGGGCCUCUGCAACAAAUGGGACCCCCCUGGAUGCAGUCAGCGCAACAAUUCCAGCGUCCCUCGUACAUGGUCUAUCCCGGCAAUUAUCCAGGACCUCUCCAGGCACAGAUGCGUCCCUUGGGACCGUCUGUCAAUGCAAUGCCAGUAGGACCUGCUCCAGGUCUUUUAACGUCUGGUCAAGUUGCUCAGCGUCCUGUGAUCUGGACACAAGAGCAUCCUGGGCCACCAGCUGCAAGGUCCCCUAUAAUGACGACGACGACGACGACUGAUUCAACUAGGAGCCCAAUUGGUAGUAGUAGACGUUCCGUUGCUCUGUUAGACAACCAGUUAAAUCUGUCGGGUUCAAAGACAGAGAAGGGUCCAAGUCAGGUUGCUGUCGAUCCUGCAGAUGUGUGGACUGCUCAUAAGACUGAUAAUGGAGCAGUUUAUUAUUAUAAUUCUGUCACUGCCCAGUCCACUUAUACACGACCUGAUGGUUUCAAAGGGGAGCCAGCGAAGGUGACAACGCAUCCCACGCCUGUCUCUUGGGAGCGUCUGAGUCCCACUGACUGGGCGCUAGUGACAACUGACGAUGGCAAAAAGUACUACUAUAACACAAAAAGUCAGGCAAGUUGUUGGGAAGUGCCUUCCGAAGUUGCUGAACUUCGUAUGAAUCAAGAAGAGGUUUCUGGGAAGCUGGUCUUUGAAAGCGUUCCUACUGGCAUUUCUCCUGUAGAUAAGAGUCCUGUAUCUUUUACCCUCAACGUAUCAGUAUCAGCUGGUGGUCGUGAAACGACGGGGCACAAACCUGGUGCUGAUUCUGCCUUAGACCUCAUCAAGAAAAAACUGCAAGAUGCAGGUGCCCAAGUGACGGUGUCACCAACAACUGGGACCGCUCCAGUUGCAGGAAAUACCUUAAAUGGUGUAUCGUCAGUGGAUGCUAGUAAUGGAAAGGGUCUGGGGGUUGACCAAACAAAAGAUAAGCCCCAGAAAGGUGAUAAUAAAUCCUCAGAAGAAUCAUCUGAUAGUGAAGAAGAGGAUCCAGGGGCAACCAAGGAGGAGAAAGUUAAUGAAUUCAAGGAAAUGCUGAAGGAGAAGGGAGUAGCCCCAUUUUCGAAAUGGGAAAAAGAACUGCCUAAAAUCAUUUUCGAUCCACGAUUCAAGGCUAUUCCAAGUCAUACCGAGAGGCGGUCUAUUUUUGAACACUACGUGCGAACAAGGGCUGACGUUGAGCGAAGGGAGAAGCGGGCUGCACAAAAGGCUGCCAUUGAAGGAUUCAAGCAACUUUUGGAGGAAGCAGCAAAGGAUAUCUCGCACACAACUACGUAUGAUAGUUUUGUGAGAAAAUGGGGCCAUGACACUCGCUUUGAAGCUCUGGAGCGGAAGCAUCGAGAAUCUUUGUUGAACGACAGGGUUGCUCCACUGAGGAAGGCUGAGGAGGAGAGAGUUAGAGCUGAACGUGUUGCUGCUGUGGCUGGCUUUCGAGCUCUUGUAUCAGAGAAGGGUGAUAUCAAUUCAACUAGUCGCUGGUCCAAGGUUAAAGAAAAUCUACGUUCCGAUCCUCGUUACAAGCUUGUUGAGCGGGAAGAAAGAGAAGUGCUGUUCAAUGGUAUUAUUUCAGAAUUGAAGGCAGCAGAGAUUGAAGUGGAGAGAGCAGCUAAAGCUAAGAAGGAAGAGGAGAAAUCGAAAGAGAAAGAACGAGAUGCACGUAAGCGCAAGGAGCGGGAGGAACAAGAGCUUGAGAGAGUGCGUGUAAAAUCUCGUCGGAAGGAUGCUGCAUCAGCUUAUCAAGCUCUUCUGACUGAGAAAAUCAAGGAUCCUGAGACGUCUUGGACUGAAGCGCGGACCCAGUUAGAGAAGAAUCUUUUGGGUCGUGCUUCUAAUUCAAACAUUGAUGCCACAGAGAGGGAGCGAAUCUUUCGGGUGCAUAUUGAUGGAUUGUAUAGUCGCUGUGUCCGAGACUUUCGGUCGCUCCUCUCAGAUCUGAUCACUCCCGAAGCUGCUGCCAAGCACGAUGAGGAGGGGAGAACACCACUGGACUCUUGGCACGAAGCUAAGAAGGUAUUAAAACUAGACCCGCGUUACAGCAAAAUGCCGCGACGAGAGCGCGAGUCGUUGUGGAGAAAGCACGUUGAUGACUUGCAGCGGCGGACAAAAACAACAAAUCCAACCAGCAGGGAUGAUAAUCACUUCUCUACCCGCAGGAGGGCUUCGACACCUCCCAGAUCUCAUCAGAGAUCGCGCUCACUUGGGAGACGUUUUCGACGAUGACAGUGGCAUUGUCCAGAAUUAUUCAGAUGGAUUAUGGGAGAUUGUCCCUUAAUCUCUGGAAUUGUGCACAUGUUACAAGGAACACGUAUCUUCCGGUUGUGGGCUUUUACAUGUUACUACCUAAGAGGUUUAACCCUUGCCAAUGGUUUGUGACCUAGCGAACUGUUUUAUUCAGGUUAUAGCUUCAGAUGGGCCUACUAACACGACUUCUUUUUAAUACUAGUUUGUUUCGAAACAAGAAAUAUAGUUCUUGAGCACUCCAAAUACGGUUUCAAAUUGUAAUAUGAUUCCAGAACGGUUUUUUCCCCCGCAUUCCUAAGCUUAGUUGUGUACAUAUCUUCUUCAAAUCUAUAAACAUUUUUAUUUAUUUAUUUA